Molecule: messenger RNA, 611 nt
Organism: Musca vetustissima
Lineage: Eukaryota; Metazoa; Arthropoda; Insecta; Diptera; Muscidae
Product: larval cuticle protein A2B-like
Exons: 2
Coding region: 1-603 (200 amino acids)
Cellular component (GO): extracellular matrix
Source: RefSeq, a predicted model, not a curated record
AUGGCAUUCAAGUUUGUAGCUUUCUUUGCUUUGCUCGCCGCAGCCAGUGCUGGUAUUGUACCUGCCGCCCAGGUAUAUCAUGCUGCCCCAGCUGCCGUUGUCAAAACUGUAGCUCCCGUACAUGUGGCUGCCCACCAAGUUUUGGCCAAGGCUGAUGAUGAAUUUGAUCCUCAUCCUCAAUACAAAUACGGUUAUGAUGUACAAGAUGCCGUUUCUGGUGAUUCCAAGAGCCAGGUUGAGGAACGUGAUGGUGAUGUGGUACGUGGUGAAUACUCAUUGAUCGAUGCUGAUGGUUUCAAACGUACCGUACAAUACACUGCUGAUGAUGUCAAUGGUUUCAAUGCUGUCGUCCAUCGUGAACCUUUGACUAAGACUGUUGUUGCUGCUGCCCCAGCUGUGGUGAAAACUGUUGCUCCAGUUGCCCACUAUGCUGCUCCCGCCGCUGUUGUCAAACAUGUCGCUCCAGUUGCCCACUAUGCUGCUCCUGCUGCUGUUGUUAAGACUGUUGCCCCCGCCUACACCACCUACUCAGCUCCAGCUGUCGUAAAGACUGUUGCUCCAGCUUACACCACCUACUCUGUACCUGCUCACCACCAUCAUUAAAUACCAUU